AUGAAUCGACAAAGGACAAACCCCAGGAGCAAGAAGAAGAAGAAGAAGAAGAAGGAGUCAAGCAAAGUGAAAACGAGCCUGACGAUGGUCUCUCUCGAGAAGGAUGACGAAGGGAGUCUCUUUUUUUUCUCUAGCUUUUCCUUGUGUCUGCGGUGUUCUGUCUCGCUGAAGCGACUCUCGACGGUCAAGAUCUCGUCGUCGUCGCCUUUUCGUGUUGUUGAAGUUGCGAAGUUGCGAAGUUGUUGGAGUUGGAGUUUUUUUUUUUUUUUUUCUUCCUCUUUUGACGUCGAAGGCGGCAACCCGUUUUGGGAGACGCGGCAGAAAAAGGCACCUCAACUUGACGACGACGACGAAGAUAAUAACAACGACAAGGACAACGACGAGGAUGAUGAGGACGAUGACGAUAAUAACAACGAGGAUGGCGAGGAGGCCUUUAUUCUACUGUCUGGAGCAGAAGGGAUGCCCUGCUCGGCGUGGUGGUAUAUAAGGUGGUAA
Trichophyton verrucosum HKI 0517 is the source of this 495-nucleotide messenger RNA. RefSeq lists its product as uncharacterized. Lineage: Eukaryota; Fungi; Ascomycota; Eurotiomycetes; Onygenales; Arthrodermataceae. Bases 1 to 495 code for a protein of 164 amino acids. The record is from RefSeq and is a predicted model, not a curated record. The transcript is spliced from 3 exons.